Messenger RNA from Ophidiomyces ophidiicola, 1608 nucleotides. RefSeq lists its product as uncharacterized. Gene Ontology annotation, molecular function: solute:proton symporter activity; biotin transmembrane transporter activity; dethiobiotin transmembrane transporter activity. NCBI's taxonomy places the organism in Eukaryota, Fungi, Ascomycota, Eurotiomycetes, Onygenales, Onygenaceae. Gene Ontology annotation, cellular component: membrane. The record is from RefSeq and is a predicted model, not a curated record. Gene Ontology annotation, biological process: biotin import across plasma membrane. The transcript is spliced from 4 exons. The coding region runs from base 1 to 1608 and encodes 535 amino acids.
AUGUCGCAAACUGUGAAGCCCGCGGCCUCUGAGCCCAAAAACACUGGAGGCAGUGAUAUGUCUCUCAAAACUACCGAUACUGAGGUGGGUGAUGAGCCCAGCCCGGCCGAGAUCGAGCGCAUCUAUAGAAAACUCGACUGGCGCAUCAUCCCGCCUUUCUGGGUGCUCUAUUUCCUAUGUGCCUCCAUCCGCUCUACCGUCGGCCUGGCGCAGACCAUGAAUCUUGCCCAGAAGCACGACCUGGGAUCUGUGCUGCACAUGACGCCGCGCCAGAUAUCAACCAGUCUGGCGCUGUUUUAUGUGUGCUACGUGGUGUUUGACUUGCCGUCAAAUCUCAUCAUGACCCGGAUGAGCCCCCGUGUGUGGAUGAGCCGGAUUGUCCUGGGCGUUGGCAUCAUUGGGAGCUGUAUGGCAGCAGUGAAAGCCGCCUGGUCCCUGUACCUCCUGCGGCUUCUCCUUGGGGUCGUUAUGGCUGGUCUCUGGCCCGGCAUGGCAUACUAUCUGACGCUGUUCUACCCGCCAUCCCGCACCGGCAAACGCAUCGGGCUCUACUUCACAGCCGCACAAGUAUCUGCUGCUGUCGUUGGCCUUGUAUCUGCUGGCUUCCAGAAAAUGGAUGGCGCCCGUGGCCUGGUCGGCUUCCGGUGGAUGUUCCUCGUCUACGGGCUGUGCGGCGUGGUGACGGGCGUAGCACUGCUAUGGUGGCUUCCAGAGCGGCCUUUACCUCCUGGCGAAGAAUCACAGCAGGGGAAAGGCGGAAAGACAAGUCUUCUGAACUGGCUACCGCGUACUCCACCGGCGCUGACAGGACGAGACGCAGAAAUCCACUAUCGCGAUCUGAAGCGUGUAUAUCACCAAGGACACUGGACGUUCAGGGACCUGGGGCGGGUGCUGAUAGACUGGCGUCUGUGGCCGCUACUGCUCAUGUACUUUGGCGUCGUAGGCGUCGGCAUCGGGGUACAGAAUUAUGGCACGGUUAUCAUCCGUUCAACGAACCCGAAGCUCAGCAGCGUCGAGCUCAGUCUACUCUUCGCGCCCAUUUGGAUCAGCGACCUCCUCGCCAUCCUGCUCAUCACGCCUCUGUCCGACCGCUUCCACCACCACCGCGCGCUGUUCUUCUCGUUCCCAGCGACGCUGCAAAUCCUCGGCCUCCUGCUCACCACCUACGCGGGCAACACUGUGACCAACCCGUGGCCACGCUAUGCCGGCCUGCUCAUCGUCGGCUUCGGCCUAGGGCCCACGGUUCCCAUCACCAUGACCUGGACAAACGAGAUAUUUCAGCCACGCCACGGCGAGGUGGGCGUGGCCGCGGCAUCCGCGCUGGUGUCUGGUCUAGGCAACCUGGGAAGUAUUGUGACCACGUACGCGCUAUAUGCCGGGUGGGAUAGCGACCGGUUGGCGAAGGGCGGGAAGCAGUAUCGCAAGAGUAAUUGGGUUAUGGUGGGGAUGCUGAUGGGCAGUGUAUUGGCUGCGGUGGUAUUGGCGGUACUGGUGAGGGUGGUGGAUGGAGGCAAAGCGAGUGGUGAGGACGGCGACGGCGCAGCAAAAAGGGAGGUGAAGCAGCGCGGGCUGGAAGGCGUGUGGUUUAUGCGAUGGAGGAAGCACUGA